AAAGUACUAGGAGUAAAAGUUAAGUUAGGAUUCUGUUUUGCUUUGCACUUUUGUUCUUCCGCCGCCGCCGCCGCCGCCGCCCACCGCCACGACGAGCACCGUUCUCACGGCCUCAACAAAAUCCGGCGGUGACUAAUUGAUUUCUUCGGAACGCCACACUCCGUCGUUCUUUUCCGCGCCGCACUUCAUCAUCCCUACUUUUUUAACCCUCUCUUCAUCCUUCUUCUCAGUCAAUUUAGGUAUGAAUCGGGCGGUUGUUGCAGCCGGCAAGAGGAAGAGAGCUAGUGAACCAUCUCUAACAAGAGAUGAGCAGCAGAUCCUUGAUUUGAUCCUCAGCAAAGAGGGUGCCGGCAUCCAGCCGAGAGAGAUCAAAUAUCAGCUUAAGAUCCCUGACCCUGUCAUCACCAAAGCAAACAAAACCCUCCUGGCUAAAAAUUUGAUUAAAGAGGUGAAAGGCAUUCAACGAGGGGGUGCAGCAAGGAAAAUCUUCAUGGGAUUCAACUUCACCCCCUCUGACGUAGUUAGUGGGGGCAUCUGGUACGAGGAUGGGAAGAUCGACACUGAAUUUGUUAAUGGUCUUAAAAUGCUCUGCCUUUCGAUGGUGAGGAAGAGCAAGGUUGCUACCCUGGAUGGGCUCCACAAGUUCGUGAAAGAGGCCAAGGUGGCGAAAGUUGAAAUCCCUAAGCCACAGCUCGAUGAAUUGCUGACUUCAAUGGUACUAGAGAAGGAAUUGGUGGAGGUGAAGAGCACUGGUAUGGGAGCCUUUUGUGGGAUUCGCGUUGGAGAAACAUGUUACAAGCUUCCAACUGCAGGACGAGGGGUGGCAAAGGGUUCGAUUACAGGUGCAUUUGCUUCGAUUCCUUGUGGUGCGUGUCCCAGGAUUGAUCUCUGCACACCCGAUGGGGUCAUCUCUCCCACUACUUGCGUCUAUUUCAAUCAGUGGGAUACAAUUGAUGAUCAUUGUUUCAGUCAAUAGGAGACAAAAAGCUUCCCAAUUAAAGAUCAAGUACCUCAAGACUUGCACUCUUGCAGCAAAAACAAGAACCAAGAUGCACUUAAUUAAUAUUCAGAAAUUAUCUUCUUCUUUCUUUUCCAAA
Molecule: messenger RNA, 1097 nt
Organism: Salvia hispanica
Lineage: Eukaryota; Viridiplantae; Streptophyta; Magnoliopsida; Lamiales; Lamiaceae
Product: DNA binding / DNA-directed RNA polymerase
Biological process (GO): transcription by RNA polymerase III
Cellular component (GO): RNA polymerase III complex
Source: RefSeq, a predicted model, not a curated record